Molecule: messenger RNA, 7625 nt
Organism: Megalopta genalis
Lineage: Eukaryota; Metazoa; Arthropoda; Insecta; Hymenoptera; Halictidae
Product: diacylglycerol kinase theta
Biological process (GO): phospholipase C-activating G protein-coupled receptor signaling pathway
Cellular component (GO): membrane
Molecular function (GO): ATP-dependent diacylglycerol kinase activity; nucleic acid binding
Source: RefSeq, a predicted model, not a curated record
UCGGCCGCGGGUUUCGCUGGUUUCGCUGGCUCGGUUGGUUUCGCUGGCGUCGCGGGUCACGCGGGCAGGGGUCCGACGGGAUUCGAUAUUUCGGAAAAGCUUGGCGCGUACGAAAGCGGAAGCGAGGGAAGCGCGCGGCGCAUCGUCGGCUCGCUCGCGGAUCGCGGAGGACGGCCGAUCGCCAGUGGGGUGGAGCGGCGCCGUCGUUACGCUCGCGCUCGAACUGGGCGCUCCGAGACUACGGGACGUCGCGAGGCAACGCACGCCAUCCCGACGUUACCUCCGUCAGCAACGAGUACGAACUACGACGUCGCAGUGCCCUGGGUCUUCCGACGGAACAAAUCGCGGUACGAUGUGACCGAAUCCGGUAUCGAAGCGUUGCGUCGCGUCGCGCCCGGACCAAGAACAUUCAGGACCAUGUUAACCGGUACAACCAGCAAACUGGUGGAAUCAUGCGCGCAGUCGAUUGGGAAGUUUCGGGUAACUUGACCUGACCGUUUCGUUUCGUUUCAUUUCGUUUUGCUCGCAGAGAAGUCUCGUUCGGCUCGCGUGCCUCCUCGCGUAUCCCUGUGAGAAAAAUCGACCGGAGCCGUGCUCGGGGUUCGUCCGGAAGAGAGAGAGGGAGAGAAGAGGACGAAGCGGCGCGUAGGGGAGAGGAAGAGAGAGAGAGAGAGAGAGAGAGAGAGAGAGAGCGAAAGGUGAGGAAAGGGGGGUGCCCCGAAGCUUUCGUGGGAUCCGCUCGAGCAAAGGGGGCUCCCUCGUGUAAAGCGCCAGCGUGGGCCACAGUCGAGUCCGGCACUGGACGUCGGUGGUGACGAAGGGGCUGAUGUCAGUGCGGCCACUCGGCGCCCGCUCCGUGGCUCGGAUGCGCGAACGCGACACCCGCAUCGCCGUCGUACCGCGAGUAAAGCUCCCGAAGGAGGCGGAGGCGGCAGUAGCAGCGGCCGAUCACGGUGAUGGUCAGCCGUGACGACACAGUGGUGACUGGUGACUGGCGUACGAUUAAACGCGACCACGGUUUGCUAGACGGUGCCGUGCCGUGCCGGUCGGUCGGUCGGUUGGUCGGUCGGUCGGUCGGUCGGUCGUCGGUCGUCGGUCCUGGGGGCGCAGUCUCGCGGUUUUCGGUGCUUUCGGGAAUAAUGCAGUAAUGUUAUGCACGUUACACGGCGACGAGGAGGACGGUACGACGCGAGGGACCCGAGCAGCCAGCCGCGAGUGCAGCUGCAGCUACGCAAUUAUGUACGCGUACGGUUUCGAGAUCACGUAGUGGCUGCCGUGUAAUUAUGUUGUCAUCGACGCGCGGCGCGCCCUGUGUAGCUUCACGGUGAAAUUCUGGCGUGAGCGGUGCCGCGGUGGAACGGGGAACAUGGCGUCGGUCUCAGCUGAGACUCCAGCCAGCCAUGGGCACAGCUUCAGCAAGAAGACGUUUCACAAGCCGACGUACUGCCAUAGCUGCACCGACAUGCUGUGGGGCCUCAUACAGCAGGGGUACAUCUGCGAAGUUUGCAACUUCGUGGUGCACGACCGCUGUCUCAAGGCCGUCGUCUCUCCCUGCUCCAGCAUCGCGGCAAGCCUCAUUAAGAACCCGGUUGCACAUUGUUGGUCCGAACAGGAACAUCGUAGAAGAAAAUUCUGCAACGUCUGUCGUAAACGGCUCGAUGAUAGUUUAUCCAUACACUGUGAAAUAUGCGAAUACUUCGUGCAUACGGAGUGCCAGGAUUUUGCCGUGGCGGACUGCAAAGAAAACGCCACGUACUUACCUGGGAAAGACUUGGCGCAGGUAAAACACACUCAUCACUGGCGAGAAGGCAAUCUUCCCAGCAGUUCGAAAUGUGCUGUCUGCAAGAAAAAUUGUUUCUCUGCCGAAUGCCUUUCCGGGUUCCGUUGCGAGUGGUGCGGCAUGACGUUACACUCUUACUGUUGCAAAAAUAUCCCGCAAGAAUGCACCUUUGGGAACUUGAAGCAAAUCUACCUACCGCCGCAUGCAGUCAGUAUUCCGCGCACGGAGAUUCCCAUGGAGACGAUCAUCGGAGUGCAAGUACGACGAAACGAAGUCCUGGCGCGUGAGUAUUCCUGCCAUAACAUCGGAGAGCAAUUCGAUUUCGCUGAGAGUGAACAAAUUGGGGCUGCAGGCCGCCUAGCCGAAGCUUUGAGGCGCCUUUCACUAGUUUUGCCACGUAGCUGCCGUGGAAAUUGUCAUGCUUCCCCUCCUUAUGUUCAAGCGCGAAGCAUAUCGGAAGAGUUCAGCAGCGGGGACGCGAGGUGUCGGGACAAUGGGGACCCGGGGCCGAGCGGCGUGCAGCACACCCGCGAUCCUCGUUCACCGAAAGAAAAAGAAGACAAAGAUAGAGGUGACGAAGAGAUGAUCAAGGUCUACGACGGCAACAAUUCCCUCACCCGACGGAUAUUUCGCGUGAUCUCCGUGCCCCGGCAAGCCACCACGGAACAAGUCCUAACGGCGGCGCUACAUGCAUUUCACAUCACGAAAGAUCCCAACAACUUUUACCUCACCGACCUGUAUGCCUUGGAGGAGACUGAAUUGUGCGAACCCACGCCAGUCCUAAACUUGAAUCGCAAAGAGGGCAAACGUCCGGCUGUCUUCUUACGAUUUAAGGAUAGCGAAGCUGGCGAGGUACGCGUCUAUCCAGGCAAGUUGCAGGUGUCGGACUCAUUCUGCAUUGUACCUGUCACUGAGACCACCACGGUUGCGAACUUAAUUGAAGAAGCGCUCCAGAAAUUCGGUUUAGAAAAUUUCAAUUCCGAAGAUUACAGAUGUAGCGAAAUUCUUCUAGAUCGCGGUGUUACUGAGAGAGUUUUGUCCCGAGAGGAAAAGCCAUGGGAGAUCGUCAAGCAACUGGGCAAAGAUUCGAUCAGGCAGAUGGAGUUGCUGCGAUUUUAUUUGCAGCUGAAGGAAGAUCCUCAUGGUCCUAAUCUGGCUUUGUUCGUGGGUAACCUGCCAGUGAAUCAACAGGAAAGGAUUUAUGAAACUAUAUUGACCGAGCUUCUAGGCAAAGAAAACAAAUUCUCCUCAAUUGGUACGAUAUACUAUGAAUAUGGCUCCAUGGUUAUUAUCUACGAGGAUGCAAAUAAGGCAGUCAGGGCAUUGUAUACUUUGGCAGAAUCGAAGUACGAGGACAAACAUCUUCUAGUAAUGCCGCUACCGAGUAUUGAGCCAACUAUGGUCCCGUCAGGGGUGCAACCAUUGCUAGUCUUCGUGAAUGUAAAAUCUGGCGGUUGCCAGGGACUCCAGUUGAUCUCCAGUUUUCGUAAACUUCUAAAUCCAUAUCAAGUGUUCGAUCUGGACAAUGGAGGACCACUUCCUGGACUCUACGUUUUCCGGCAUAUAAGAGACUACAAAAUCUUAGUUUGCGGUGGGGACGGAACAAUCGGAUGGGUGCUACAGUGUUUGGAUAACGUGGGGCAGGACAGCGAAUGUUCAUCACCUGCCUGCGCUAUCGUUCCUCUGGGAACAGGAAACGAUCUCGCGCGUGUUCUAUGCUGGGGUGCUGGUUACACCGGUGACGAAGAUCCCCUGAAUCUGCUUCGAGAUGUCAUCGAUGCAGAGGAAUCUCAGCUGGAUAGGUGGACGGUAGUUUUCCACACGGAAGAAAAAGAAGACAAACAGUUGAUCAAUAAUCCAGGAGUCGGCGCGACCAACGAGGACAAUUCGCAAAUAUACGUAAUGAACAAUUAUUUCGGCAUUGGCGUCGACGCGGAGCUAUGUCUGGCAUUCCACAAGGCCAGAGAAGAAAAUCCGGACAAGUUUAGGAGCAGAAUUCGUAACAAGGGGACAUAUGUAACGAUAGCACUCCGGCAGAUGAUGAAAAAAACAACUUGUAAAGAUUUGCAUACGAAAAUUCGGUUGGAGGUGGACGGAAAACUGGUAGAGUUGCCGCAAGUCGAAGGAAUUAUUAUUCUGAAUAUUUUAAGUUGGGGCUCAGGUGCGAAUCCCUGGGGACCAGACACCAAGGUAGAUCAGUUCCAUACGCCAAACCAUUGGGACGGUAUGCUGGAGGUGGUUGGGGUCACAGGAGUGAUGCAUCUUGGACAAAUUCAGUCUAGUCUUCGAGCAGGAAUGAGGAUAGCCCAGGGAGGACACAUAAAGAUACAUUUGCAGUCCGAUAUUCCUGUACAAGUGGAUGGAGAACCUUGGGUCCAGAGCGCAGGGCAUAUCGUAGUUUUAAAAUCAGCGUUGACGGCGACGAUGCUGAAGAAGACCAAGGGUAAAAUGAAACGGCGUAAUACAGAGUCCAGCAUGCAGCUGGCCCUUCAGGCCGCGCCUUCGAAUGAACCGGACUCGGAAGUCUUCUGAGAGAGCGAACGUUCCCCGCGCAGGCGAAACGAAAACGCCGCGCGGGGAAGAGAAGCGGAAAACCAGCGGCGGCGCCGCGGUAACUCUGUCACACGCAGCAAGCCGGGCCAGUCACGGAAAUCCUCCGUCUGAAAUCACGGCAACGUGGCCGACGCGAACGACGCCGUUAAGUGCUAUUCUCCUUUCCGUCCCGCGGAAACACCGGAAAACCAGAGAACUCGACGUAUGAAAUCUCACCGAUGACAACACGACACACCCACCCACGCCACCAGAGAAUAUACAAGAGCUGCUUCAGGAAUGCCAGGACAAUGAACUAUGAACACGACGAUUAAAAUCAAGUUUCGAACGAGAAGAAACUAUUAUACAUAUACAUAUACCCGUCGCCACAAGGAUGAACACGCUCGAAUAAGGCCACAUCAUUUACGAACUCAGAGUAAUACUUUAAAUGUCCUCCUUCAGAGUUGCAGGAUGAAAAAACGUAGAUCUCAUUUUUAAAUGUUAAUAACCAUUAUGUAGCAUCGUACGUAGCCUUGAUCAAUAUUUUUUUAGUAAAGACGACGAAGUGUAGAAUGACAAAGACAAGAGAGAGAGAGAGAGAGAGAGAGAGAGAGAGAGAGAGAGGGAGUUUGAGAAACGAACAAUCGUGAUACGACGAGGUAUUAACCGCGCACAUGUGACAUUACCAGGGAAAAGAGCAGUAUUGAGCAAACGUUUUUCCUCCUGUUUAUUCGCUUGACAACAGUACUUUUGCAUUUAUCAUUUCUUUUUCUAGUCUGUUUCACUUGCCAUCUACGACCCCUUGUACUAAGACCCGCCCUCCUCCUCCUCCUCCUCCCCGUCACCCCCUUCCCGGCCGUUCCAACGAAAUCUUGGAUGAACAGGAAGUGAACCGUUGUACAUGACGUUUCGUAUGGUAUUUUACUAAUCCACCGUAAGUAUCGUGGCACGAUAAAGAUCAGUUGUUAUUAAUAUAAUACAUAAUAUUUAUGAUUAAAUAUUAAUAUAUUUACAAAAGAGUAAUGUAUUAGUAUUACGGUUUUAAGUUGUGAUAACUGUUGUGCGUCUGACUGCUGGGCAGUCUGGAAUUUCUAACAAAAAAAAAGAACAAAUACCAGUGGCAGUCAGUCAUUUCAUAGAAUACGAGAAAAACGAAAAAAAAAGUAUGUAACGAACGAAAACUAUUAAAGAAGAGCAAGCAAAUGUAAUUGCCUUCGGCGAGGGUAAAUCGACGGCGAAGCGCUUUGUCAACUAGUCUCUCGAUGGGACGCGGCAGGACGAAAUCUCGGGACGCGAGUUAAACGAAUUGAUUGUUCUAUUCUCGGCGAAACGAGAGAACCAGAAACGACUUGGCAGUGUUCUUUUUACCGUCCGGCCGAUUCUGACGACGUACUUCCGGUCGAAGGGAAACUCGCGGGAGCGAACGGUAGGCAAACACAUUCCACUGUAACGUGGUCGAGAACAAAUAGGACAUGUACAUUUCUAAAGUAUGCCAAAAGAACUUACUAACGUGCUAUCACUUUCACGCUGUUUGAGCACACCUCUCGGUGGGGCAUCUGGGUUUCCGAUCGAGCAUCAACGAAAACGCACGUGGACGUUAGGGCGGUGUCGAUUAUCGUCGUGGCAUCGCGAGCACAGAGAAAAAGCGAGAGUGAGAGAAAGAAAGAGAUGGUUGUUCGAUCGGUUUAACGGAGAGUGAAUAAACGCACUGUCGUGGCUUUUUAGCCGUGGAUCGUGUUCAUACCAUGGACCCUUCGUUGGCAUCAUUCGAUUAAGAGACAAUUCCGGUGCCAAACAGUUGUACAUAAUACUGUAAAUGUGGGAGAUUAAAGAAAAAAAAGUCGCGAGAGAGCAAAAGAGAGAGAGAGAGAGAGAGAGAGAGAGAAAAUGUUAUUUGAACGGCGAGGAAUGAACGAGAGACGGUGUUACAUGCCGGAUAUUGAACGAUCGUCCCCGACGUAUAGCGAAACGAUACGCGCGGGCUAGGCGAACGGAUGAAAGCGUGUUGUGUUGUGUAUACGUGUCGCGCGUAUUUCAGUUGAACGGAGUGAGAAAGAGAGGAAUCGAUGCCUUCGAACGCGUAGACAAAAAUUGUAAGAACGAAGCGAAUAAAACGGGAUAAGCGGAUUAAGCAGGAUAUAAGCGGGAGAAUGUGUCAAACUGGAACGGGAUAUGGUUACGCGUCUUCUUUCACUUGAUUUUGUGUUCCAGAGAAUGCUUGUAGAGUAUAAAAGCCACCUCCCGUGCACCCUCUAGCUAACCUCUCGUAGAUGUCUACCGAGUGUCUUUUCACAAAGAACGCGGACUCAGGCGGAAGAACGCGACUCCGUCGGUAAACGAGAUUGGUUCGACGAGAGGCCGCCGGUUUCCGGAUAAUCGAUCUGGCCUCCCCGAUUCUAAUCACAACCUGCCAAUGAUGCAUGGGCUCAGUUGUUCGUCCUCGGCAUCCGGCGUGCGCGCGAGUACAAAUGACGUAUCGGCGGCAGAUUGGCGAAAACCGUAUUUCUUCAGUUUUCGAUUUUCUUUCGGGUUUCUCUUUCUUUCCUCUUCCUUUUCUCUUCCUUUUCUUCCGUUCGAUCCGACCGGGAAAGUUACAGCGUACAUAUUUCGCUGUUGUUACGAACGAAACUAAAAAAAAAAAGGGAUAGAGAGAGAGAGAGAGAGACACCACACUAAGCUAACGGAACAAUUUACGUAUAAUGAAUGUAUGUGCUAUAAAAGAACAAAAAAUAUGUCUGAACAAAAGCUAGCUGUUACGACUGAAUUCGUUUUCCUGUCCUAUCGACGACACGCUCUAGCCACUACACACGGACAUAACCACAGAUGGAACCGCUCGUCGCGAGUUCGAUCUGCUUUCUUUUUCCACGACGUGCUGAAUCACGUUCGCAUCGUACCUUUGCAGUACACCGUUACGUAUUAUUUUCUAUCGAUUUAAACGAGCGCGCGCACGAGAGAGAAAAAGAAAGAGAGAGAGAGAAAGAGAACACUGUAAUAUUAUGGGACCGGAUGUGGACACGUUCUGAAAUGAAAUUUUGUUUUCUUCGGGUAUCUUAAUUUUAAUGUCCAGAUUAUAUAUACGUAUUAUAAUGACUGUACGAGAAUAAAUUUGUUGUAUUAUGUUGAUACACAGUGGUGGUAAUACGUCGUACAAAUGAACCGCUUAGCGUAAAUGAACUUUUUGUUCCGGAUAUUUCCUCUUCUGGUUUCGAUGCACAGCACGUUACUGUAUCGCGGACGAUGAGAUUUCUCGUUGGAAUCAUGUCUUGGCGUGUAUUAUGGAAAGAUUGAAAUAUUAAGUAAAUUAAUGUACACAUUA